GAAAUGGAGGGCUUUAACUGCAUGACCAGCUACACAUAAUAGCCAUAGAAUCUAUCCCACUGUUACUUACAAGUACUGCAUUAAAGACUAGUUGGGACCCUCUCAGGAGAAAUUAGCAGUGACAAUUUCUUGUUUUUGCAAUUUAUGCUCAAGAUGCAUUUACUUCGAUUUAAGCAGCCUCCUUCCUACUCUCGUGCCAGUCUAAAAUUGGAUAAUGGGUUUCCUGCUUAACAGCAGCAGACAUUGUUCUCCCUCUCCUGAAGUGGUUGACUGGGUUUCUUCACGUUCAGCUGUCACCCUCCACCAGCUGAGGGAGCAAGAGGCCUCUGCAUGGGAGGCUACAGCCCCACCUCCUCCUGGGGCUUCUGUAGGGACAUCUCCGUUUUCACAGUAGGAUGAGUACCUGUCUUAGUAGCAGCAGUUCAGUUACCUUGAAGUUUUACUUUGUCCAAAUAGUAAAGAGCUUCAUCAAGAGCUUGUAUUUUAAUGAGAUACUUAAAAUAUUUAAUUUUUAAAGUAUUGUAAUGGUACAAAUUAAAAAAAAAUAUUUGGGAAUCUAUAAGGCAAAUGGAUUCUCUAUUAUUUUUGCUUAGUCCAUUCGCCUACUGAAAUUUGGGGCUUUUCUAAGACAUACGUAAAUAUCGCAGUGUAGAUAUAGCUUCUCUCUCUUCCCCUCUCCCUCUUUUUAACACACACACGCAAGCACACUCACCCCCCACACACACGCACACACAUACAUCAAGGGAAUGCCAUAUGUUCCAAGUGAGACCUACUUGAAAAAAAAAAAAAGUGCUGAACAUAUCACUCAGGAUCACUGUGAGAGGACAGUCGUCAGUUUUCUCUCUGGCAAUGAGAAUUUUCUCACCCUCAAGACAUGCAAAUGACUUUUCUCAUCUGUUCUUUUUAUGUUAUUUGCAUAAUUUUCUCCUGCGAAAGUGAGAGCUGUCAAAAAUUAACCAUUUGGGGCUUUGGGAUCCAGUUAUGUGACCUUUUCCAGAGAAUCGGAUUUCUUGAGGGAAGUAGGAACUGGAUGUGGACGUGCUGAGGUGGUGGUCAGUGGCUGAAAGGGCGGAUGAUGGAUGGGGGCCAGCAGACAGCGAGGAGCUGCACAUAACAGGGAAAAGGAGCACAGGAUGCAGCUCCUUGGAGGGUGCUGACUGAAAACUUCGCUCUCCCCACCCCAUUCACGGUUGAUUUGACGGAUUUCUCACCUCGUUCACAGAGAAAAUUUCAAUUAAGGUCCCUUUAGAUGGAAUAUAAUACAGCAGAAGCCUUUUCAUCAAAAGGAUUAAUGCCUGCAUUAUCAUUUCUGCAAUAAAAUAAGAAGUUAAGCAGUAGAGGCCACAGACCCCUCAAACCUGGAUUCCACAAUUCUACGUUAAGUGUUGGAGUUUUUAAUUACUCUGCUGUAGGAAAGCCUUUGCCAAUGCUUACAAGGAACUGUUUAUCCCUGCUUCUCUGGGUUCUGUUUGAUGGAGGUCUCCUAACACCACUACAGCCACAGCCACAGCAGACUUUAGCCACGGAGCCAAGAGAAAAUGUCAUCCAUCUGCCAGGACAACGGCCACAUUUCCAACGAGUUAAACGUGGCUGGGUAUGGAAUCAAUUUUUUGUGCUGGAAGAAUACAUGGGCUCCGAGCCUCAGUAUGUGGGAAAGCUCCAUUCCGACUUAGACAAGGGAGAGGGCACUGUUAAAUACACCCUCUCAGGAGAUGGCGCUGGCACCGUUUUUACCAUUGAUGAAACCACAGGGGACAUACAUGCCAUAAGGAGCCUAGAUAGAGAAGAAAAACCUUUCUACACUCUUCGUGCUCAGGCUGUGGAUAUAGAAACCAGAAAGCCCCUGGAGCCUGAAUCAGAAUUCAUCAUCAAAGUACAGGAUAUUAAUGAUAAUGAGCCAAAGUUUUUGGAUGGACCUUAUGUUGCUACUGUUCCAGAAAUGUCUCCUGUAGGCGCAUAUGUACUCCAGGUCAAAGCCACAGAUGCAGAUGACCCGACCUAUGGAAACAGUGCCAGAGUCGUUUACAGCAUUCUUCAGGGACAACCUUAUUUCUCCAUUGAUCCCAAGACAGGUGUUAUUAGAACAGCUUUGCCAAACAUGGACAGAGAAGUCAAAGAACAAUACCAAGUACUCAUCCAGGCCAAGGAUAUGGGAGGCCAGCUUGGAGGAUUAGCCGGAACAACGAUAGUCAACAUCACCCUCACUGAUGUCAAUGACAAUCCGCCUCGAUUCCCCAAAAGCAUCUUCCAUCUGAAAGUUCCUGAGUCUUCUCCUAUUGGCUCAGCUAUUGGAAGAAUAAGAGCUGUGGAUCCUGAUUUUGGACAAAAUGCAGAAAUUGAAUACAAUAUUGUUCCAGGAGACGGGGGAAACUUGUUUGACAUUGUUACCGAUGAGGAAACACAAGAAGGAGUCAUCAAAUUGAAAAAGCCUUUAGAUUUUGAAACAAAGAAGGCAUACACUUUCAAAGUUGAGGCUUCCAACCUUCACCUUGACCACCGGUUUCAUUCGGCGGGGCCUUUUAAAGACACGGCUACGGUGAAGAUCAGCGUGCUGGACGUCGAUGAGCCGCCGGUUUUCAGCAAGCCGCUCUACACCAUGGAGGUGUACGAAGACACUCCGGUAGGGACGAUCAUUGGAGCUGUCACUGCUCAGGACCUGGAUGUAGGCAGCAGUGCUGUUAGGUACUUCAUAGAUUGGAAGAGUGAUGGGGACAGCUACUUCACAAUAGAUGGAAAUGAAGGAACCAUCGCCACUAAUGAAUUACUAGACAGAGAAAACACUGCACAGUAUAAUUUCUCCAUAAUUGCGAGUAAAGUUAGUAACCCUUUAUUAACCAGCAAAGUCAAUAUACUGAUUAAUGUCUUAGAUGUCAAUGAAUUUCCUCCAGAAAUAUCUGUGCCAUAUGAGACAGCUGUGUGUGAAAAUGCCAAGCCAGGACAGAUAAUUCAGAUAGUCAGUGCUGCAGACCGAGAUCUUUCACCUGCUGGACAGCACUUCUCCUUUAGAUUAGCACCUGAGGCUGCCAUCAAGCCAAAUUUUACAGUUCGUGACUUUAGAAACAAUACAGCUGGAAUUGAAGCUCGAAGAAAUGGAUACAGUCGCAGGCAGCAAGAGUUGUAUUUCCUCCCUGUUAUAAUAGAAGACAGCAGCUACCCUGUCCAGAGCAGCACAAACACAAUGACUAUUCGAGUUUGUAGAUGUGACUCUGAUGGUACCAUCCUGUCUUGUAAUGUGGAAGCAAUUUUUCUACCUGUAGGACUUAGCACUGGGGCGUUGAUUGCAAUUCUACUAUGCAUUAUUAUACUCUUAGCCAUAGUUGUACUGUAUGUAGCACUGCGAAGGCAGAAGAAGAAAGACACCCUGAUGACCUCCAAGGAAGACAUCAGAGACAACGUCAUCCAUUAUGAUGAUGAAGGAGGUGGGGAGGAGGAUACCCAGGCAUUCGACAUCGGGGCUCUGAGAAACCCAAAAGUGAUUGAGGAAAACAAAAUUCGCAGGGAUAUAAAACCAGACUCUCUCUGUUUACCUCGUCAGAGACCACCAGUGGAAGAUAACACAGACAUAAGGGAUUUCAUUCAUCAAAGGCUGCAGGAAAAUGACAUGGACCCAACUGCCCCACCAUACGAUUCACUGGCCACAUAUGCCUACGAAGGGAGUGGGUCCGUGGCAGAGUCCCUCAGCUCUAUAGACUCUCUCACCACAGAAGCCGACCAGGACUACGAUUACCUGACAGACUGGGGACCCCGCUUUAAAGUCUUGGCAGACAUGUUUGGCGAAGAAGAGAGUUAUAACUCUGAUAAAGUCACUUAGGGGAGUCGUGAAGGCUGAAAUACAGCCGAGAGGGGAAAUUUUUAAAAAAGAAAAAGAAACACAUAUUAAUAGAAACCACACACACACACACACACACACACACACACACACACACACACAAACACAGACUUUCUAGGACAAGGUUCCUUUGAUUAUCCGGUUUCUAGCAAGUUGCUAUAUUAAUCAUAUUGUCAGUUCUGGUUUAUUCUGCCAACACGAGAUACAUCCUAUAAUGUGCACUUGCUUUGUUUUCUUGCUUUGUUUUUUUCACAAUCACACUGAGACAAGCUCAGGCCUAUUCAAUACAAUUUACUGACAUGACAACCUAGAACGAAGUUAGCUAUGUGGCAUCACGGUGGAAGAGUGUUAGAUUUUUCUUAAUUCCACUAAAGUGCCUAUUGAAACUCUUAUCAUUUAAAGUGGUGUACAGUACACUCUGCUGUGAUGGCAUUGCAGGAUUCAGAGAUAAAGAGGACAUAAAACAAAGAUACUGUCUUUAUGUCAAGAAGCAAUAGCGACACUCUGGCUCUCCUCAUUCUUUUGAGAACAAAUGAAGAACACUUUCUAAUCUCCACCUUCUUAUAAUUCAAAAGGUUUUCUUUUUCUUUUUUAAACUGUAUGGCAAAACAUAUUUGUUUUUCCGACCCUUUCAGAAAAUAUGAAAAUAUCAAGGUCAAUAUAUAAGUCCUGUAUUCUAGAAACGAUGUUUGAUCUUAACAUUAGUUCACAUUAAAGCUGUUCAUUAAAAUGUUACUUUCUUUUCCAAAAAAAUUAAAUAAAAAAAAGAAAAGAAAAAUAUAUUCCUCUUUCUAAAGAGAGGCCUCAGGGCUCAAAUUACACAUUAAAAUAAAUAUUGGUUUGUUUAAUAUUGUACUGGUGUGUGGAAAAUUGGUUUUAACGGUAACCAGAUUCAGCUUUUAGUCAUAGAAAUAAUUUCAGGCUGUGUUUCUAUGAAAAUUCCUAGGAAAAAAAGUGCCAUUCAUUUAAGCAUGGAAAGAGAAAUUCAUUACACAGUUUCUCAAAGUUUCUUAUGAUCUAGUGAUUCUUUGAUGAGCAGUGAAAAUAAAAUACAUAUCAAAUAAUAGAGGAUGGAUUUAUAAGAUGUCUAAAAAUAUUUGUUAUACGUUACUGAAAAAAUAAAAAGUCAAGGAUUAAAAAAGUUCAAACCAAUGACUAAAUCCUAUAAUGAAUGCAAAUGCAAUCCCAGGCAGCUGAUAUACUUACUUUGCUAACAUAGACUUCACCUUUGUGAACACCAUUAUUGUGCUGGAGCUCAUAGCUACCUCUUAGUUCUCUCUUCUACAAAAAUCUUCAUUUAAAUUCUCCCCUACAAAUUCCCUGAAAAGAACUUUCUAAUUGGAUGCAAAUUUCUAAGUCAUAUUAGAUUUUGUAACACAUUAGUAAACUAUACUCACAUACAUUGCUUUCAAGUGGAUUGCACACUAGCUAGAAAAACAUAAAAAGAGGCAAUAUAAUUAUAAAAUAUAUUUUAUAUAAAUACGAUAACUAUGUAAGUGACUUCUGAAAUAUUCACACUAUAUAUAAGUUAAAAAAGUUGCUUAUGGGUGCAUCCUGAAGAUGUGGUCAAUAUCUAGCUGGGUUUAUGAAAUAUUCAUAAAUACAUUUAAUAUUUGCAAAGUUUUGAAGUUAAAAAUUCACACAUGGGAAAAACAGACAGAAAUACAGAUAACACAAGAAAAUCAUAUUCACCCUUAUCCAUUUAUAAAUGCAUCCUUUAAAAUCAUCUGACUACUCAUUAUGCUGCAGCAAUGGGGCCAUUUGAAUCUCCAUUCCCCAUUUCUUUGUUGGUAUCUCCAAAUUGCAUAUUCUCAUUUUCUUCCUCUCAGGAAUGGCUGUUGAUCUUGUUUUGUUCCAUCCCAUCCCAAUUUUGCCUUGUCUAAUCCUUAAGAACUGCAUUACAAUAUUGACGUAGUGUGAUAAUUUACAGUAUGUUUGGGAAAGUAUUUGUAUAACAUGUUUUAAAAGAUGAGGAUGCCAUAACCAUCCUGUAGAUAAAGAUUAGGACAAAUUUUGGGUUUGCCUUAGCAACAUGAUUUGCUAAGGAGUGAUGCAUGACUCUUGAAGAAGGUUAUUGCGCAAGAUUACUUCCGGUAGACCAGAUGAUUCUCAUCAGGAAUUGCUGCAUUUUGCAUUUUGCUAGGGAAUAUAACUGCCUCUGCAUGUAGUCAUUUAGCAGGAGCAAUGGUAGCAUGGAGAAAACUUGGGAGGGACUGGUCAUUUCAAACCUCAUGGCUGAGACGCUAAACAAAAAUAUGAAAUAGAUUUUAUUUGCACUAAACUAUUAAAUGCUUUUUAUUACGUCAAGCUUUUAUUUUUGCCACACCCCUGCAUUCGUUUGCUAGGUCUGCCAUAACAAAAUACCACGUACUGAGCGACUUAACAGAAAUGUAUUUCCUCACAGUCCUGGAGGCAAACCAUCCAAGACCAAGGUCCUGGCAGAGUUGAUUUUUCCUGGGAGUCCCUCCUUGGCUUACUUACCAAGGGCCAUCUUCUCUGUGUCUUCACAGGGUAGUUCCUCUGUGCUUACUCAUGUCCUAUUUCUCUUCUUAGACACCAGUCAUACUGCAUACACCCACCUAAAAGAGCUCUUUUUAUCUCAAUUACCUCUUUAAAGGCUCUAUCUCCAAAUAUAAUCAUACUGUGAGGUACUGGGGCAUAGGAUUAUAACAUAUGAUUAUAACAAUUCAUCCCAUAUCAACUACACAGAUGUUCAUCAAAUUUUCUUUUUCAAAACUGGCUUGGUUUAAAACACACAAAAAAAGCCAAAUCCAUGUAAAAAAAAAUUUGAAUAGAAAUCAUUUCAGAAACAAUGAGGCACCAGAGGAGAGAUAUGGGGGAAAGAGUUCUUUGGUGCUCAUAUAUUUAAGUAUUAUGGGAUAUCUUAUAGGCUAUGACAUCACACUAGGCCUAAUAUUUCAAUACUUAUAACAUGUUAAGUUCUGCUUUAUUUAUAAUACAAUUAUUGGCCUUCAUUUAGGCAUUAAGCAAUAUAAAAUGUUUAGAAUUUAUAUAGGAAAUUUUGGCUGUUAGUAAUAAUGAAACCAUAAUUUUGUUAUUGCCUUGAAUAUUUACUUUUAUAGAAGUGUAUAUGUACGUAUUAUAUGUAACAUAUGUAUGUUACUUAGACAUAUUUUUUAAUGUUACAUUUAAUUGUAUUCAAUGAAGUAUUAGAUCAA
Molecule: messenger RNA, 7008 nt
Organism: Sapajus apella (tufted capuchin)
Lineage: Eukaryota; Metazoa; Chordata; Mammalia; Primates; Cebidae
Gene: CDH12
Product: cadherin 12
Exons: 13
Coding region: 1427-3811 (794 amino acids)
Biological process (GO): multicellular organism development; calcium-dependent cell-cell adhesion; adherens junction organization
Cellular component (GO): catenin complex; adherens junction; plasma membrane
Molecular function (GO): cadherin binding; calcium ion binding
Source: RefSeq, a predicted model, not a curated record